This is a messenger RNA of Penicillium canescens, 438 nucleotides long. RefSeq lists its product as uncharacterized. The record is from RefSeq and is a predicted model, not a curated record. Bases 1 to 342 code for a protein of 113 amino acids. NCBI's taxonomy places the organism in Eukaryota, Fungi, Ascomycota, Eurotiomycetes, Eurotiales, Aspergillaceae. The transcript has 2 exons.
AUGGGAACCGUGGAUGCGAGCCAUACCGUCACUACACAGAAAAAGCCAACACUUCCAAAAGACACAGAUCAUUCGAGCGAAGAGGAUGAAUCUGAUUUCUACACCGACCAGGAAGAUUCUUUCCAAGACGAUUACACAGACGAGGCCAAUCACCUAGAAGGAUCAAAUCCCAAUUCUGUAACGACAUCCGAAACCGAGUCUAUCGAAAGAGAAGCCUCAGCCCAAGAUGAUAGACACGCACCCACAACAGAAGUGGUUCGAAGAGAAACGAGCACAGUAUCACCGGUAACCAGAGGAAUAUCUCCCAUACAACCGAUAACUGAGCGGAGCGGACAGGGGUAAGCGAUAGUGAAAGAUGAUGGAACUGCAUUGAGCUUGAGACUUGAUCUAAACGUUGACAUUGAGGUCGAGUUAAAAGCUAAGAUUCGUGGAGAUCUG